Molecule: messenger RNA, 2664 nt
Organism: Talaromyces proteolyticus
Lineage: Eukaryota; Fungi; Ascomycota; Eurotiomycetes; Eurotiales; Trichocomaceae
Exons: 1
Coding region: 220-2310 (696 amino acids)
Source: RefSeq, a predicted model, not a curated record
CGGCUCUUGCCUCCGACAGUCUCUGUCCGUUUGCUCCCAGCGAGGUUCCUUCUUCCUCAACCCCUCCUAUCCACUGCAAGUCUUCUCUACACGUUUGUCGUCGACUUGGGAUUCAACUGUUCAGCGAUCGGGGUGGAUGAUUCAUGAUGCAUGAGCAGCUGCACGGGCAGAAGCUAACCAAACAGCCCCACUUCUGACCACACGCCUUUAAUUAUCGGCAUGAUGUCUUCUUCAAGAGACGCAGCAGCGGCGGGGACACCAUCUCGCCCAGUCCGCAGCAGUAGACAGCGAGUCCAGUCGUACACUGAAUACUCAUCGGAAAAUCCCGACACAGACGAGGUCGUUGACCAGUUGACGACAACCUGGCCUCGUUCCACCCGCCGUUCUGUCAACCCGGACGUUGCAGCCGCUGAUCGCCCGAAACGUACGACCCGAACUCCAAGGUCAUAUAGAGAACCUUCUUCGGACGAGGAUUUAGAUCGUGUCAUAUCUCGCUAUCCUGAAAUGGUCACUACUAGUAAUCCCCCACAGUCCGCCGCCUCGCUUCCUCGUCGAGCUACACGCCACCAGCCAAAGCGUUCUCCUGGCAAGAGAAAGAAACCUACUGUAGCAUCACCUCGGAAACGUCACCGCACCGAGCUUGUCGUCACUACAGACGCCAUACCUUUCUCGAACGGCAAGGUUCCUGCUUGGGAUACUCUUCCAUACCAUAUCCUCUUCAACAUAUUCUUCCAUGCGUCCCACCCUCUAGUUGACUACCGCCAAGGCAGUCACCUUCCUUCAGUGAAGUGGCUAUUAGAUGUUGCUCUACUCUGUCAUGCUUUUACCGAGCCGUCGUUGAGUGUGUUAUAUCACACACCUGUCUUAAUUCCACCCCUCAAAGCUCACAAGAUAUUGCAGCUGCUAUCUGAGCCACUUGAAGGUGUUUCCUUCAACUACGCCAGCAAGGUUCAGGAACUUUUGGUUGAUGUACGACUGACGUUGGCCUAUAAGGCUGGACCAGCCUACGGGUACUUCGAUAUUUGUAAACUCCUAGAAAAGGUGCCACAUAUCAAGACGCUUCGCCUCUAUCACAGACAUGACGGCUUUUCACCGCUUAUGCAUGCAGAUCAUGCUCACCGUUGGACCUAUCCUUCGUCCUUAUUCGAGACCCUGAAAGAUAACAAUGUCCGGCUCCAUACCUUUGAUUGGAAUGCUCGCUUCAUGGAACCACGAAUGCUCAUCAAGACUAUGUUAGCACAUCAUCUUGAAGCUCCUUUCAAGAGUAUUCGCACUCUACAUCUUUUCCAAAUUCCAUCCGAUGACAUCGUACUAGAAAACGAGAGUGAUAUUGCUGAGAUGGGUGACAAACUCAUAGAAACUGGACUCGGUGCAGCUUUGUGCCAAUUACCGGAAUUGCGAACUGUGUCAUUUACGGAUUGUAUGGCUGUCAAUGAACUGCUAUUCGUCGCCAUGCCGUCGACAUUGGAAUCGCUAACGCUCGACAACUGUGACGAGGUUGCAACCCCAAGUUUGACUGCUUUCUUGAAAAGCCACGGAGCAAACUUGCGAGAGCUGGUUCUCAAGCACAAUCGACAUCUCAAUAUGUCAUUUACAACAACUCUGAGGGAUUCCUGUCCUAAACUGGAAAAGCUAUCGACCGACUUUAUAAUGCAUAACUGGCCCCCAUACUUUAAUGGAAUGCCACAUUUCGAGAGUCUUCUCAAAGCUGGUGAAAUACCAACCUGGCCCAAAACACUUCAAGAAAUUGAAUUGCUACAGCUUCGUCAAUGGGAUAAACCGAGAGCGGCGACUUUCUUCAGCUCCCUAGUUGACGCCGCACCGGAACUCAUGAACUUGCGCCGAAUUGUCAUAAGCGCCACUAUAAAGAUGGGGUGGCAAGAUAGAGCAUCAUUCCGUCGGCAAUGGAUCAAAAAGUUUGAGCAGACAUUUCUUCGCCAAGACAGUUCGCCAAAGCCAAAUGCACUGGCAGAUUCCAAACCCGACCAUUCUGUGAGUGGGGAUUCGGUUCGGAGACACUCCCAUCGAGAGAGUGCCCGCUUGGCCAACCAACGUCUUUCAGGAGUCGAUAAUGAUUCUGAUGAUAGCGAUCGGGAUUUUAGCGCAGAGGAGGACGUCGAAGCACAAGAAAACGACGUUAAUGUUGCACAUGUCCAAGGCUUGUGUGACGUUGUAUCACUGCGAAUUGACAACCUCAGACCAGCGGACACACAGUUCAACGAGGGUGACUUUCUAAACUCCGAAGAGAGCGGAGAUGAGGACUGGAAUGGCGAAGACUGGGAACCCGGUGACGAUGGUCAUGCUUGGUGAGAUACUGCCCUUAUGUUUAUUUUAUCUGAUUUAUUUGUUUUACAAAAUCAUUCCAAUCUACUCUGUUCCUGAAGCCAUGGGAGUUUGUCUGAGGGAGUUCUGGCUAGCACUGUGUGGGAUGGAAUUACAUUAUGGGGUGAUUGAAUUCUCUGGAUUUCCCGUUUUUUCUUUUCAACUACCACCUGUAUCAUUAAUAUGCCCCGGGUUUCUGUCAUAUGAAGUUGCGUUUUUAGUAGAAGUCAACAGGCAUGGAUCGACGGCGUUUUCACACUAGCAACGACCACCAAAUGUCAAUUGAUGUCGAGAUAUGUAUUUUAAUAUGUAUUCAGGUAGUAAAUUGUUUACUGAAGUCAU